Nelumbo nucifera (sacred lotus) is the source of this 2008-nucleotide messenger RNA. RefSeq lists its product as uncharacterized. Gene Ontology annotation, cellular component: nucleus. Gene Ontology annotation, molecular function: protein binding; DNA-binding transcription factor activity. Lineage: Eukaryota; Viridiplantae; Streptophyta; Magnoliopsida; Proteales; Nelumbonaceae. Gene Ontology annotation, biological process: regulation of flower development. The record is from RefSeq and is a predicted model, not a curated record.
AUUCAUUCAAAGAUCACACCACAUGCAUUCUACUAAUCUCUACUCCAACUCUAUCUCUCCACUUAUAUAGCAUUGAGGUAGGUAGCGAGGAGACUCACUGACUCACCAUUUGCUUCUCCUCUCGGCUCUCGAUCCGAGCGUGGAGCGUGAGUAGAAGAAACCAGACCAAAGGCGGUGUCUAGCUAGACUCUUUGAGUUUCACAGAAGUAAGCAAGCCAAAACCAAAUCAAACUUCUCUUCUAGUUCAAACCCUCCACCUUUUUCUUUGUUUGUUUGUUUGUUUGUUUUUUUAUUUGUUUAUUUAUUUAUCUUCAUAGGGUUGCUUUGAGUUGAGUCAACUCUUUGUUUGAAUGUCUUCUCAUCUUUCCUUCCAUGAUGACUUGCUUUUUCCGGCUCCAUUCUCCGACAUGGUUUCCCCGGAAGUGGACUUACAGUUCCUAUCGGAGCCUUUCUUCCCUUUCACUGAUCCAACCUCUGAUAUCCUCCACUCCUCCGACGACCCAGACCUUCAAUUUCCAGCCCACCCAUCUCCCUCUGCUAACCAAAGUGUCACUAAUAUCCUCUCCUGCUCCCCUCCAAGCCUGCAGCUGGACAAUUUAUCUCUAAGCCCCACUAUGCAAUUGCAGCCUGUACCCACUGUAGAGUAUUCAGCACAUGGGAAUACGGGGUCUUCAGCUAGCGAUGUGUUGGGAAUUAAAUCGGGAGAGUGUUAUGUGGGUUUUGAUAAUUUGGAUGACUCUUCUCCUUUUGCUCACAGUAAUGCUACUGUGAGGGGAACUGGGAUUAUACAGAGGAGCUUCAGUAGCCAAUAUCUAGACCUAAAACCGAGAUUUAUCUACCAACCUCCCUUCAAUUCUCUCGUGGAAAACCCAAAUUCCGAAAUCCAGUUUGUGGCUGUGGGUUCGCCUGAAAACAAUAAAUUAUCUAUACCCAUGAGGAGGGUUUGCAGUACUGGCGAUUUACAAAGAAUCAAUGGGACGCAAGUAACCCAUGGGUUAUCCUCAAGCCCCUUGGGCACUGAGAAUUCGUUCAUGGAGGAAGCUAGUUUGAAGGUUGGACGUUACAGUGCAGAAGAAAGAAAACAGAGGAUUCUCAGGUACAGAAGCAAGCGCACCCAACGAAAUUUCAACAAGACAAUAAAGUAUGCAUGCCGAAAGACGCUAGCCGACAGUAGACCUAGAGUACGUGGAAGAUUCGCCCGUAACGAUGAAACUGGAGAGAUUCCCAAAGUUACAGGGCUCAACCGAGAUGAAGAAGACGAUGACGAGCUUUGGAUUGUUGGGUUCCAAGAAGAUGAAGAGACGAUGAUGAGCGGCGGUUUCCUCAGUCCCACUACCCAGUUUCAGUACCACGGCUUCUGAAAUCUGAUAGUUGGGAGAAGAUCCCUUUUUAAGUUUCUCUUGCACGGCUAUCCGUCUAUCCAUUUUCCUCUCUCUCUCUCUAUAUAUAUAUAUAGAUAAUUAGAUAUAUAAUAUGAAGCUCUAGUAAAUUAUGCCCAGAAGAGGCCUUUGGAGCGAUGCAAUGUGAAGCUCGGCUCAAAUAAUUUUAGUCUGGACUCUGGAGUUGGGGGUAAAAGUGUGGCAGGAGAGUAUUAGCUAUUAGCUACUAGCUAGCUCUAAGUCAGUUACUUGGAAUUCACCGCGAAAAUAAGGACCCUACUACACCCAGUGCAUUUCCAUUUUAUCACCUUGCCUGCUGUAAUAUAUACCAUCACAUCACAUCACAUCAUUGCCAUUUGUCAAUGUGUUGAAAUGUUAUAUUUGUAUGCCAUUUGGCAGGAAAAUGUACCUUUGAAAACCAGGUUCUCCUCUUUUUGUAAAUUAUAUGUGAAUUAUUACUUGUGAAUAAUUUGCGAUUGCAAUGUUUGGGGAUUUUUUUUCUCUUCUGUUUGGCGAUUACAUCUGCAAAUGUGUAGUUACAGCAAUGUUAAAGUAGUACCACUUUUUUGUUUUUUUUUGGCCAUUGUUCACUUCAUCAUUGUAACGCUAUGUGUAACAUGAAACAUCCA